GAACAAGAGAACAAUCAUGGCAGGAAAAUGUCGGACAACAGGGUCUUCCUCACAGCAUCGAUCCCAUCAGCAGCCUUGGAGAUGCUAAACGUCGGUCACGUGACCGUGAGCCCUCGCUGCAGGCGGGAAUCCCACAGAGCGCGCGCGAGCUCAUUUUCCACAGGAUCACCGGCUGGGACAGGACGGACUUUUCACUAACGGCGACACACACACACACACACACACACACACACAGUUUUGACUGAAUGGUGUGCGAUUAAAUACUCUAAAUGUCCUGUCAGGAAGAGAAAACGGACUGCUCGAGCCAAACCGGUAUGAGUGGUCUGUUGGGUGCGGCGUGUGAGGCGUCAGAGGUGAAACGGAAGCGAAAGCAGCGAACUCUAACGCUGUGUGACGUGUGUAAUAUUCAGCUGAACUCCAGCGCUCAGGCUCAGAUCCACUACAACGGCAAAACUCACCAGCGCCGACUACGGCAAGCCAACAGGGCCAAAACCAGCGGCGGAGCCAGAAGCAGCACAGGAAGUCCAGCCCAGGGAGGUGCUUUGCUGACAUCACUUCCUGUUCAGCCCCAGAUGGACCUGAAGCACUUUCUGCCUCUGAGAGUAAACAGCUCGUCGCACCUCGGCCUCUUCUCCAACUUUAACGUGAUGGAUCCUGUUCAGAAGGCGGUUAUCAGCCACACUUUCAGCAUCGCACAAGCGCUGAAGAAAAAACAAAUCAUCACCUGCAAUAUCUGUCACCUGCGCUUCAACUCAACAAACCAAGCGGAAGCGCACUACAAAGGGCACAAGCAUGCACGCAAACUCAAAGCCAUAGACAAGCUGAAGAACAAGCAAAGGAUUCUGGGAAAGUCUGCGUGGAGGGAGAGAGAGAGAAAGAAACUAAUAAAAGGAGAGAUGGAGGACGGCAAGGGGAAGGACGGCAGCCUGUCAGAGAGGACAGCACCAAUCUGUUCAUCACAGGCAUCAAACCCAGAAGACGAACGUGUUCAGGGGAUCUCAGUCACGCUAACGCCCGUUUCACACACUUCUGCCUCAAAAAGGCUGUGUGAGAGCAAGUGUAUCCCAGAAUCCCCUGCUCCGGUGCCUCCAGCCGACCCGAAACGCUUGUGCGACUCUGAACCCGUAGUAAAGGGAUACAGAAACCGGAGGAAAUGCAGCAAGAGUCUUCACUGUCCUGUUUGUAAAGUGACCGUCAACUCUGGCUCGCAGCUUGAGGAUCAUUAUAAAGGCUCUAAACACAGACUGAUGCUCGGGGGUCGCUGCACGUUGCCACGAAAACGGGGCGGGAAAGUGGAUUCAUCCCGCGACAAGCCCCGCCCUAAACGGCCGUCCAUCAACUCCGCCUCCACCGACCAAUCACAUCACUGCAAUGUGUGUGAUAUAGACGUCAACUCAGAAGCUCAGCUUCAGCAACACAUGCGCAGCAGGAGACACCGAGACCGAGCGACUGGAAAAUCACAUAAAACAAAGUUCAGCCCGUACAUCAACAACUCAGCCCACGCAGUGUUACCGACCAAGCUCACACACCAGAAGGAACUCUCCAGAACGUUGACCUCCAGCUUCCUAACGUCGGCUCUCACCCCCGCCACCCUGUGCGCCAUGGCAACCGGGCCUUUGUCUCUAAGCCACGUUCAUCCGCCAGCCGCCAUAAUCCACGCCCCUCUGUUUAGCCCCACCCUCUUUAGACCCGCCCCCACCCUGAGGGCGGCUCACGGUCCAAUCGUCUUCUCUCCUUACUAAAGAGACGGACAUUUUCAGACAUUUCACAGGAAGCUGCUCAGGAACAGAAAUACGCAGAAACACAGAUUACGCUGCGGGAUGUUUAAUAUUUACUUCUAAAUACAAAACAUUUAAUAAAAAAAAAAAAAAUUCUGGAAAUAAAAAAGAAUUACUGUUACUGUCAAGCACUCGUUUGGGAUUCUCUCUGUAGCGUUUCUGCUCGAGUCUAAAUACAAUAAAUAAAAAAUUAGGACGUUUUUAGAAGAAUGUAAAGCAAAUAUUACAGAAAAAUAGAAAAUAUAUACAAUAUAUAAAAUUUUAAAAUUAUUUUAAAAUAAUAAAGAACAAUUAAGGAAAUUUUUUGUGGAAUAUUUAUAGAAAAAGUAAAGUUUUAACAGCAAAUCUAUGAAGGAAAUUUAACACAUUUUAAUGAAAAAAUAUAUAAUAUAUUAAAUAGAGACAUGUUUCUUACAAACUGUUUUUUUUUUAAUUGGAAAAUUAAGGAAAAAAUUUUAAAUCUAAAAGUAAGAGAAGUUUAACAAAAUGUAAAUAAAGUUUUACAGAGAAGUGUGGAAAGUUUUAAAUGAAAAUUAAACAGGUUUAUAAAAGUCAUUUAAUACACAUUAUAAGGAAAUUUAACAAAAGUAAUAGUAAAGAAAUUUUGAAAGAAAUAAAAAAUUUUAUUUUAAAAGUGAGGAAUUUUCAAAAUCAAAUUAAAGAAUGUUUUAACGGAAAUUUAAAGUCAAAUCAAAAGAAUAAAACUUAACUCUUCUUCCUCUGAAAUCCUUGAGGCAUCUCUUAAUAAUGCAAAUUUCUUCUGAAACUUUCUUUAGAACUGAGAAUAACUUUAAUAUAAUAUCACUAAACUUUCUUUCUAACAGCAAUGUGCUCUAGGCUUUGAAAAUGUUGAACCUGCCCCUUUUUACCUGUUAGACAUGUAUCACAUGAUUAAAGGAGUUAUAAUCAUGAUAUUUUACUGAUUUCAUUUUAGGAUUGAGAUUCAGGACAUCUUAAUUCUAAAGAAUUCGCAGAAAUAACAAUAUUUGAUUCAUAAUAUUGUAAUAAAAAAUCUUUUAAAAUAUUUUAUGUUAGAAACUAAGGGCAGCCAUUUUAAAAACGUGAUCAGGCAAAGUUUUUUUACAUUCACAAAUGUGCAAUACGAGCCAAGAGCUUCUUUAUAUUUGACUGAAAAACGACUACACUUUUUCAAGCUAACGUUGCUCAGUGUCCUCUCAACUUCUUAUCCAAGAGAUUGCUUUCUUCAGCCACUGACAAUCAGUUUCUGUCAUUCGUACGCUGAUUGAGGAUGAAAAAGAAAAUCAGGCCUCAAAUUAGCAUUAUACUAGCAUGUUAGCAUAGCGUAUGCGGCAUCUUUUGUCAGCGAGAUUUAUUUUCAGGGACAAUGAAGCGACACUGUUGGGAUGAUUUGUGCUAUCUCCAUAGAUGCCAUAACAUCUGUUAUACAGAUACAGACCAUAUAUCCUUACAGCCAUAUAUGUGUAAAUGUCUUUUUAAAAAAUCAAGUCUUACACACUGAGAAGUUCGUUAGCACUGGCAGUAAUGUUAGCAUUAGUUUCAACAUCUUUUUUUUGUGAUUUUAUAAACGGAAAAUGUUCUAUUGUACAUUGUAUUAAUAAAGCAUUAUAAAUAACUGAGUGCACAGAGGCUACGUUUCAAACC
Pangasianodon hypophthalmus (striped catfish) is the source of this 3401-nucleotide messenger RNA. RefSeq names its product zinc finger protein 385B. The record is from RefSeq and is a predicted model, not a curated record. The transcript is spliced from 9 exons. Gene Ontology annotation, molecular function: zinc ion binding; nucleic acid binding. Gene Ontology annotation, cellular component: nucleus. Lineage: Eukaryota; Metazoa; Chordata; Actinopteri; Siluriformes; Pangasiidae. The coding region runs from base 270 to 1742 and encodes 490 amino acids.